UAAUAGGCGGUUUACCAAGUUGUUUCAUUCCUGAAUAAAUUACAAAAAGCUCCCUGAAGGAAAAAAAAAAUAUUCCAACAAUUACAAGACAAUCGUUUGUCUGCGAGACAGAUAGCAAUCACGUUACUGCCUCUCUGUUGCCUAACUGACUGAAAGUGAAGGCGGAAGUACGCACAAGUGAAGCCUCUCACCCCGAAGAUACACUAAGCUUGGAACAAAUCAAAACAAACAAUUCCUGGAAAUAAGUGAGUGUUGGAUGCUACUUUGUAUCUGUCAUUAACCACGCUGGGUGUCUCACAAAGAGACCUUCGUCAUGUCGAAAAUGGAGAAACACUUGUUCAACCUCAAGUUUGCUGCCAAGGAGCUCCAACGCAACUCCAAGAAAUGUGACAAAGAGGAAAAGGCAGAAAAGGCUAAAGUGAAGCAGGCUAUCCAGAAGGGUAAUGUGGAGGCAGCCAAGAUCCACGCAGAGAACGCCAUCCGUCAGAAGCAUCAGUCCAUUAACUUCCUGAGGAUGAGUGCACGUGUGGAUGCUGUGGCUUCCAGGGUCCAGACCGCUGUCACUAUGAACCAGGUAUCUAAAUCCAUGUCCGGAGUGGUCAAGGUUAUGGAUGCUACUCUGAAAAGUAUGAACUUGGAGAAGAUUUCUGCUUUAAUGGACAAGUUUGAAAACCAGUUUGAAACUCUCGACGUGCAGACAGCUCAGAUGGAAGACACAAUGGGAAACACCACCACUCUGACAACACCUCAGAAUGAAGUGGAUACGCUGUUGCAUGAGAUGGCCGAUGAAGCAGGGUUGGAUCUUAACCUGGAGCUUCCUGCAGGCCAGACCGCCUCACUGGCUUCAUCUGUGGCAUCAACUGAGCAGGACGAGCUCUCCCAGAGGCUGUCCAGACUGCGAGACCAAGUGUCAUAAUGAUGACGCAGGAAACUAACCAGAUCAGGAGGAGGGAGAAGAGGAGGAGAAGCAAGAAGAGACAGGGAGUGAAGAUGUGGAGAAUAAACAAA
Molecule: messenger RNA, 1008 nt
Organism: Sebastes umbrosus (honeycomb rockfish)
Lineage: Eukaryota; Metazoa; Chordata; Actinopteri; Perciformes; Sebastidae
Product: charged multivesicular body protein 1b-like
Exons: 8
Coding region: 314-916 (200 amino acids)
Biological process (GO): endosome transport via multivesicular body sorting pathway; late endosome to vacuole transport; protein transport
Cellular component (GO): multivesicular body; ESCRT III complex
Source: RefSeq, a predicted model, not a curated record